AUUUCCAACACCAAACCAGCAUGGGGAAAGCCAAGGGCAAGGCUGCUGCCGCUGCCGCACCGCUGCCGACAGGCAUGGCCGUCGGAGCCAAGUCGACGAGUGCCAAAGCAAGCUUGGACGCGCUCUUCGCCACCAAGAAAACAGCGGCCAAGGUUCCCAAAGAUGCCGGUGCAUCCAAACUGAAAACCACCGCUGUCGUCGCCGGCAAACAAGACAAGCAGACUGCCAAGCAUCAGCUCGACGCGCUCUUUUCCGGGAUCAAAGCCAAGAAGCAGCAAAAGAUCGACGAGGACAAUGCCGUCCGGCGACAAGAAGACAAGGAACUCGCGGAAAAGCGGGCCUACCGCAAACAUUUGGAAGCGUUGGAAGCUGAACAUAAGCAAAAGAACAACGACUCAUCCGACCCUCGACCUGUGCGUUAUGAUGCCGAUGGGUUGCCCAUCUACUCUGAGGAAUCAUUGCGGCUCAACCAAGGCGGGGAAACGGCAGACUGCCCGUUUGACUGCUGGUGCUGCUUCUAAAUAACUUACAAUCGUGAUAUUUCAAUACAUUCGUCAACAA
Molecule: messenger RNA, 561 nt
Organism: Aphanomyces astaci
Lineage: Eukaryota; Oomycota; Saprolegniomycetes; Saprolegniales; Verrucalvaceae
Exons: 5
Coding region: 21-521 (166 amino acids)
Source: RefSeq, a predicted model, not a curated record